AGUGAACGCGAUUGUCGCGAUUGUAUUCACUUUCUCUUGUAAUUGGCUGAUUGCAUCCAUCUCGCUCAAAUUCGUCCCCAAAACGCAGAUCAACAACACUUUGAAGAAGAAGACGACCAGCUAAAACGACGUCGUUGGGCUUUAGUUUCAUUCCACAUUUCCAUCCUCUCACCCGCCAACACGUGGCAGCUCAAGAAGUUUCCUGAACCAAACUGACGGUAAUACCCAUCCCUCAUCAACGACAUCAACGACAAACCAAAAAAGAAACCGACGAGCAAACGAGACAGUGUGAGAGUCUGAGACUGAGAGAGAGCGAGAGAGAUGACGAUGGGGACGACGACGACGCAGGCGUACGGUGAGCCGUGGUACUGGGACAACCGCUACGCCAACGAAUCAGGGCCGUUCGAUUGGUACCAGAAGUACCAAUCUUUGGCGCCGCUCAUCAAUCUCUACGUCCCCCGCCACUCCAACCAGCACCAUCGCAUCCUCGUCGUCGGUUGCGGCAACUCAGCGUUCAGCGAAGGGAUGGCUGAUGAUGGAUACGAUGAUGUGGUUAGUAUUGACAUUUCCUCUGUGGUCAUCCAAGCUAUGCAGGACAAGUACUCUGACCGUCCACACCUCAAAUAUUUGCAAAUGGAUGUUCGAGAUAUGAGUGCUUUCCAAACUGAUUCCUUUGAUGCUGUUGUUGACAAAGGAACUCUAGACUCUCUGUUGUGUGGAAGUAAUUCGCGACAAAAUGCUGCUGAAAUGCUUGACGAAGUUUGGAGGGUCCUCAAGGAUAAAGGAGUCUAUAUUCUGAUCACAUAUGGAGCUCCAUUGUAUCGUUUGCAUUUGUUGAGAGAGUCAUGCUCGUGGACGAUAAAACUCCAUGUGAUAGAGAAACUUGCCUGUGAAGAUAAAUCAGAACCUCCAAUAUGGGAGCUGACAAAUCCUGUUCCAUUGAAUGACGAUGGAAGCUCAGCGGAGGAAUUGCUCGGAAACAAUCCUGAUGUGCAUUAUAUUUACGUUUGUGCAAAGGAUAAUUCUUUAAAGCCCGGCCUUAAGCGUGAAACAUCAGUUGAUUGAGGAAGAUGAGAAUCUUCAACCUCUUGCAGAAUCUUUUUCCCUUUACCUGCAUUGUUGCAUGUGUUGAAAGUUGAAACUGAUAAUUGUAGCUUCUUUUAGUAUGUUGUCUUGUCUGUAUAAUGUUGAACCAUAAGCUGAGCAUCUAAUUGGCAUGGGAUCUGCAAUUCAUUUGUUGAUAUAUUGAAGUUAUCGUAUUGGAACUGAUAA
Molecule: messenger RNA, 1272 nt
Organism: Prunus mume (Japanese apricot)
Lineage: Eukaryota; Viridiplantae; Streptophyta; Magnoliopsida; Rosales; Rosaceae
Product: S-adenosyl-L-methionine-dependent methyltransferases superfamily protein
Molecular function (GO): S-adenosylmethionine-dependent methyltransferase activity
Source: RefSeq, a predicted model, not a curated record